CCCCAAACAAAAGACAGCAACAUCUUCUGGCUGCUUGGCGGCCUGUUCUAGGUUCAUUGCUUGCCUUACUGCGGUAUGGUGCGACUAGAAGUGUGGCAAUUCAAGGGGGGCUGCCGCGAAAGAAGAGAGAAGUUUGUGGAUGAACGUAAAUCUGGGAGCAUGCUAUCACCCUCGGCACCAUCUUGUCAAAGAUGAGGUGCUGCAGCAGCUCGGGCGCCAAGAUUGUCCUUACACAACAACCAGGACUUAUGGGGGCCGUUGUCACCUCCUCUUCUGGGGGGCGCAUGUUGAGCGACUUGCGCAAUCAGCGCGUGUAAUGCAGGCCGCUGGUAAAUGGGAAGGGGCUGAAGAUAACUUGGCCCCUGAGCAGUUGCACCGUUUGAUCCAGCCGUCUCUGGAGGUCGCCCUUCGACAGGCUACUUUUCACUUAGAUUCGGCGACCACCCAUGAGCUGUCUGUCACCAUCCUUCUACCAGGUCCUAGCACCAGCAAGCGACCGGCAGAUGCAUCUCCACACAAAGAGCAACUCUCAAUAGCUGCCCAACGGAUCGAAAAUUCGAAGCUGGCUAGUCAAAAGCGGGACAGCAAGAGAAAUGAGAGUGCUAGUUAUGAUUUGGACAGUGUUAGGAUUGUUCGUCCAGAUCAGCAAGCAGCCAGCUUGACACCAGAUGCUCUGUCGGAGAAUGACCUAGCGAAAAGGGAGAUGAGGAAAGGAAGGGGCGCUAAGAUUGAGGGAGAGGUCAAGGCCUGCGUUUACGUUUCGAAAUACGAAGCCCCGACGGGAGGAAGCAUGCCUCAAGGGACGACGGUUGCAGUGAUGGGUCCCGGUAGACAGAUGCCCGCUGCAAAGGAUUCGUCAUGGGCGAUCGACCGGCGGCCGCUCGAAGCCCCCAAACCCCCUGACGUUGGCGAGGUUUUGCUGUCCAACGACGGCGAGGCCCUGCUCGAGGGCCUGUUGACCAACUUCUUCGUGGUGCGGAGGAGGACAGGGGGUGCCAACAGGGCCUCUUCGAAGACAGACGCAGAAACGGUCCUUUUAGACGCAGAAACGUCGCCUUUAGAGCAACACAUGCUGAGCGGAGACACGCCUAGGAGAGACACGGAGGGUGCUAAAAAGGCGGAUGAUGCCAAAGAGACGGAAGGUGCUGGACCGGUUGAAAGUGGGAAGGAUGGGGAGGGCUACGCCAAGAAGAAUCGCUGGAAUGGUUUGGUAGUGCAGACGGCGGCGUUGGAAGAAGGCGUGUUGCCAGGCGUGAUUCGCCGAGCCGUGCUGAGUUUAUGCGAGGCAUGGGGUGUCGAGAUCAGCCUCGAGGCGCCAAGGCUAUCCGACCGGAGCACGUGGCUAGAGGCUUUCGUCACGAGCAGCGUACGAAUCGUCCAACCAGUCGUGAGCGUACGAUGGCGCCAAGGCUGGCGACCAGCGGAAAGCCGACCCUUGCCUGGACACGUGGCCGCUUCUGAUUGGCGGGAGCAUCGGCUACCAGCAGAUAGCCCAUUCUGCCGCGCUUUGUGGGAGGCGUUGCUAAGUGAGGAGCGGCUUCGGCUUGACGGUUCCAGCAUGGACAUCGUCAACCUGUGCGGAAAAAGUUAAAGGGGGUUACUUAGGUGAAGUGAAUGUGUGAGGCACAUGCUGAAUUUGUGGACUGAGUGAGGUGAAACCAGGAUUGUUUGCAAAGCAUAAUAGUCGAUUGCAUGCGGCAAUCUGCUGUCGCUUGCAAGGCAAAGUCCGUCAAUUUCGGCUUUCCAAUGAAUCGAGGUAACAGCAACUUGUCUACAGGAUGAUGUAACGCGGGGUUGCAGAGUGCUGACAGACUCAAUCACAACUCUGCUGUACCGUUUUAGUCCACUCGGCGCCCGUUGCAAGACACUACGGUGGUUGUUUUAAGGGGCUGAAGACUCAGCUUACCGUAUGCCAUGCCCACGUACGAGUAAUUUUAGGUGUGUACAAGUAGAGGCGCAUUAGGCCGUGAACCGGGAGAUUGAGUAGAUCGACAAGACUG
This is a messenger RNA of Klebsormidium nitens, 2000 nucleotides long. Lineage: Eukaryota; Viridiplantae; Streptophyta; Klebsormidiophyceae; Klebsormidiales; Klebsormidiaceae. The record is from the annotation of a GenBank genome assembly.